Messenger RNA from Colletotrichum destructivum, 1326 nucleotides. RefSeq lists its product as uncharacterized. The coding region runs from base 129 to 1028 and encodes 299 amino acids. The transcript is spliced from 2 exons. Lineage: Eukaryota; Fungi; Ascomycota; Sordariomycetes; Glomerellales; Glomerellaceae. The record is from RefSeq and is a predicted model, not a curated record.
CCUCACUCUCACUCUCACCCAUCCGGCGCCCCGAGAUAUUUUCACAUAACGCAUCGCCGCCUCACCAACUCACCAACAGGACCAUUAAUAUCUGCUGCGUUUCUCAGACUACAGCUUUAAUCCACACAAUGGCCACUACCCCGCUCCGCAUCGGCUACGUGCCAGAGCACUUCUCGACGCCCCUCCACUUCGCCAAGCAGUACUUCGGCCUCGACGCCACCCUGAUCCCCUUUCCCUCCGGGACGGGCCACAUGAUCACCGCCAUCCGCGGCGGCGAGAUCGAUGUCGCCAUCGGCCUGACAGAGGGCUGGAUCGCCGGCCUCGGCAAGGAGGACGCCCCCGGCGACGGCGGCUACCGCCUCGUCGGCACCUACGUCGACACGCCGCUGUGCUGGGCCAUCUCGACCGGCGCCCAGCGCCCCGAGAUCGCCUCCGUCGCCUCCCUCAAGGGCGGCAAGAUCGGCGUCUCGCGCAUCGGCUCCGGCAGCCAGAUCAUGGGCUUCGUCCUCGCCGACCAGCACGGCUGGCUUGCCCCGGAUGCGGGCGCGCCCUUCUCGGAGACGGUCAUCCUCAACACCUUUGAGAACCUGCGCAACGCCGUCAACUCGGGCGCCGCCGACUUCUUCAUGUGGGAGCACUUCACCUCGAAGCGCUACUACGACUCGGGCGAGAUCAGCCGCGUCGGCGAGAUCUACACGCCCUGGAGCAGCUGGAAGAUCGUCGCGUCGACGGCGCUGGCCGGCGGCAAGGCCGGGCUGGACGCGCGCGUGCGGGACCUGUUCGAGAAGCUCGACAAGGGCGUGCGGCACUUCAACAAGAACCAGGACGAGGCCGUCAAGUACAUCAGCACGCACCUGGACUACUCCGAGGCCGACGCGCGGGAGUGGCUCAAGACGGUCAAGUUCACCGACGGCGUCGAGGGCGUGAAGCCCGAGGUCGUGGACAAGACCGUCGCCAUCCUGCGCAAGGCCGGCGUGCUGGUCGAGGGCAAGGGGAGGCAGGCGGAGGACAUGGUGGUCAGGGGCUGAGGACCAAAAAGACUGACAGUCGUCGUGCAAGGAAUCGAUGGUCCAACGUGACGAGAAGCAUUACAGAAUCAAGUAAAACAAGGCGAAAAACGAAGGGAAAAAGAGUCAAAAGAGUAGGCCGCGGAGAAGCCGCGGUCCCCGGAUGCUUGAAUUUUGAAUUCGCCCGUACUCCUGGAAAAAGCCCAAGUCAAGUCCCGACAAUGAUGCUAGGGUAUCUGCCAUUCCCAUCAUUCCCUUUUAAGAUCUUGCUACCUCCAUCCAUCUGCUCUGCCUCGUCGUCCGCCACCUCUCGUCUGCC